Messenger RNA from Metschnikowia bicuspidata var. bicuspidata NRRL YB-4993, 1335 nucleotides. It is a transcript of the gene SCW11, whose product is annotated as putative glucan endo-1,3-beta-D-glucosidase. NCBI's taxonomy places the organism in Eukaryota, Fungi, Ascomycota, Pichiomycetes, Serinales, Metschnikowiaceae. Gene Ontology annotation, molecular function: 1,3-beta-glucanosyltransferase activity; glucan endo-1,3-beta-D-glucosidase activity. Gene Ontology annotation, cellular component: extracellular region; fungal-type cell wall; cell surface. The transcript has 2 exons. Gene Ontology annotation, biological process: cell wall organization. Bases 1 to 1335 code for a protein of 444 amino acids. The record is from RefSeq and is a predicted model, not a curated record.
AUGAUAUACCUCCUCACUUUGCUUGUUCUUUUGCAGGUCAUUGUGGCCGCUCCCCUUCCUUUGGUGGUCACCAGGUACCACGAGGCAGACACUGUCACGUCCACCAAAACCUAUAUUACCGGCACCACCACGAUCUGGUUGCCCCCCGUUGAGAUUUUCAUUUCCAACGGCGUCAGGUAUACAUUCACCAAAUACGACGGCCAAUGGGCCACCACGCAAGCCACCACCACUUCGGUAUACACCGAAGAAACCAGCGACACGCCUGCCGGCCAGGCCACUCCGACUGCUGUGGUGCCUACUCUUGAGACUGCCCAGGCGGCCGAGACCACAACGCCGAUUCCUGCAGCGGUUACUUCUGCUGUUCCUCCUACUAAAGCUACUACUGAAGCUACUACCGAAGCUACUACAGAAGCUACUACAGAAGCGACCACUGAAGCUACUACUCAGACCACCACUGAAGCCACCACUCAGACCACUACCGCGACUCCCACGCAAACAUCUACUUCGUCCACCUCAACCUCCGUGGCCUCCGGGUACAUCAGCCCCCCUUCUGUGAUUGUGUAUUCGCCUUACAACAAUGACGGCACGUGCAAGACCUACGACGUCAUUGAGAGCGACUUGAACUUUGUCAAGUCCAAGGGCAUCAGCAAAGUCAGACUCUACGGAGCCGACUGCUAUGUGGUCGAAGCAGUGCUCCCCCUCUGUUUGGAACUCGGCAUCACUGUCAACCAGGGCUUUUGGAUCUCCUCUGAAGGCGUGGACUCCAUCGACGAUUAUGUGACUCUGGUGGUGGCUUGGGCCAAAACCAACGGGUGGGACGUGUUUGACUUUUUCACCGUGGGCAACGAGGCCGUGAACGAGAAUUACUGCACUGUUUCCGAGUUGAUCAGCAAAAUCGCCAGUGUCAAGGCUCUCUUGAGCGAUGCCGGCUGGACGGGCCAGAUCACCACGUCCGAGCCUCCCGUGACGUUCAUCAACAAUCCCAGCUUAUGCACGGAAUCCGAGAUUGACUUCGUGGGCGUGAACCCCCAUUCCUACUUCAACACCAAUUUGUAUGCUUACCAGGCAGGUGAAUACAUCACUGCACAGCAAGCACAGGUGGCCAAGCUUUGUUCGAAGUCGGCCUUCAUCACAGAAACGGGCUACCCACAUAAAGGAGACGUCUACGGGAACAAUGUUCCCAGCAAGGAGAACCAGCUAAUUGCACUCCAGACAAUCAUGGAAUAUACCGGGGGUGACGUCACGAUUUUGACCUUGUACGACGACAUGUGGAAGAGUCCAGGCGUCCAUGGCAUUGAGCAGUACUUCGGUAUGAUCGACCUUGUUCAGGCAUGA